UUCCCCGUCUUCUUGAAAUCUUCUCUCCAGGGUCGUCGGAGUCCACCAUUCACUCGCCAUGGCGGACAAUAAAGAGCUGAAUUCGGAUCGAACAGAGAGGAAAAUCCCAGUUUUCACCGUCUUCAAGAACAACUCCAUUCUCAAGAACAUUUUCGUCAUAGACAGUCCCCCUAAUCCAGUCGAUUCCGGUGAUAAACCUAUUGAUCGGGAAUUCGAAGAAGUCCUUUUGGUCGGACGUCAUCCUGAUUGCAACAUCACGCUGGAGCAUCCUAGCAUCAGCAGAUUCCACCUUCGAAUCCAUUCUAAACCCUCUUCGCAGAUCAUUUCUGUAGUCGACUUGUCUUCGGUACAUGGAACAAGGGUCAGUGGUGUGAAGAUUGAACCAGGGGUUCAGAUACAGUUGAAUGAAGGCGACAGUUUGCAGCUAGGAGGAUCGAGUAGGAUCUACAGGCUACAUUGGAUUCCACUAAGCUUUGCCUAUGAUUUGGAGAAGCCGUUUUUGCCUCCACUUGAUACAUUGUUGGAUACGGAAGAAAGGGAAGGCGAAGGAGAUUUCCAGGAUGAUAACCAUAUUGAAACUUUGGCUGAUGAUCUGGACAAUGUGAAUCUGUUAUUUUCUGAUGAGAAUUCAAAACCACAGUUAGAAAACUCGGUUCAGAAAUCUGUUUUUGAGGAAGAUACAGAAAACAAGGAUGAUCUAAAUCAAAAGACCAUUCUAUCUGAUGAUGAAGUUCCCCUGCUUCUUGAUACUCAUUUAGAAACUGAGAAUAGCUCAUUUAUAGAAAUGAGUCAAACCCCUAAACCCUCUUUUGCUGAAGUGGAAAAUGAACCGAAAUCACUCUUGUUAGAAACAGAAAACGUUUGUAAGCCUGAAAACGACGAUCUUCGUCGUAGCCUCAUUGAGGAGAUUGUGAAUUUAUCUCCGGAAAGUAAAAUUACUUGUGAGAAAGAAAAUCCAGAAAGCCUAGAACAAAAGUCCAAUUGUUCCAGCAUUUGGUCCAGGAGAGGCAAACCUUCAAGCGCUAUUAAAAUACAGACCAGCCGAGAUAAUAAGAGCAAAAAAGGAGCUGAAAUCAAAAUCCAAAAGAUUGGGAGUCCGAAAGCUCUUUUUACUGGUUUCAUUGAAGAAGAAGAAGAAGAAAUCUUCACCCCAGACAAGGAGAACUUCACCCCAAAUACUCUUCUACAAAGAGCCAUGAAGAAGAAGAUGGAUAAGAGCGAAGGAGCUAAAAUCAAAAGUCCCAAAGUUCUUUUCACUGGAUUUGUUGAAGAAGAAGAAGAAGAAGACGAUGAAAUCUUCACACCAAACAAGGAGAACAUCACCCCAAAUACUCGUCUAAUAAGAUCCAUGAAGAAGAUGGAUAAGAAUGAUCAAGAAAUCAAGCCUUUCACCACUUUCAAUGGAUCUUCCUCUGCAAAAUCUAAGCCAUCCACCUCAAAAGUCCUUUCAAGUAAAGAUGAAAACGGAGAGAAUAUUAAUUCUAAUACCCUUUCAUUGAAAUCAUCCAUAAAGAAGAAAUGCUCCAAGUUAAGGACUCCAUUUGCAGGCGAAAAUUCUGAUUCCUCUACUUUCAGCAAAACAAAGCAGACAAGAACGAGGUUUGGAAGCUCCAUGAAACUACAAGAUUCAAAAACACAGUUGGCGAUGGACACAACGAAAAGUAGAAUCGAAAGGGUGCCGUUUCAAUCACUGCUUGUUGAUUCCAUUGUCAAGAAGAAGUCAGAAGCUUCUGACUUACUAUGGAAGAGAAAUCCUGUUAUGAGAAAAUGGACGAUGGUUGUCGACACUAACUGUCUCAUCGACAAGAAAUCAAUAAGUUCGUUACGCCUUCUUCAAGGCAUUAAGGGAACUCAAUUGGUUGUUCCAAGAACCGUUAUAAGAGAGCUAGACUGUAUGAAGAGAAGAGCCAGUUUGUUCAGAAGACCAUCCUCGGAGGCUGCUGCCUUAGCAUUGGAUUGGAUUGAAGAAUGUAUGUUGACCACCAACUGGUGGAUUCGCGUCCAGAGCUUGGGGGAAGAAGAAAGGAAAAUUGCAGAAACCCCACCAUCCUCUCCUCAAUUCAGUGAUGUGGAAAGAUUUGGUUUUGUCGGUUUUCCUCUUACUCCCUUGGCAGAAGACCAUAUUCUCGAAUGUGGUCUUCUUUUCAGGAAGAUUAUUAACAGUGAAGGAGGACGGCUUGUUCUUCUCACAAACGACGUUACCUUGAAGAUCAAAGCAAUGGCAGAAGGGUUGCUUUGUGAGACUGUUGAGGAAUUUCGUGGAAGUUUGGUGAAUCCUUUCUCAGAGAGAUUCUUGUGGGCUGAUAGUUCGCCGAGAGGUGCUACUUGGUCGUGUUUUGAUGAUGUUGUUUUGAGGAAGAGAUAUGAUUGUGAUCAUCUCACCAGAAAGAUGACAACCAGGUCUUCUGGUGAAGGGGGCAAUGGAUUGAAGCUUAUUUUGCAAUACAAAGUUUGAUCAAGUUGUUUUGCUGCAGUUUAAAGUAGUUGUUGGUAGGAGAAAAAAAACUAUAACUUUCUAUAGUUUGGUUCAUUUGAAAUAUUCUUUCCUGAAAUAUUAGACCUUCAAAAUGAAAGCUUCAAUGGAAGCUUCUAAUAAUAGACUUCUCUUACUCAAGGUGCAUGCAUGUAUGCUUAUGUUUUAACCUGCAAAUUGGAUACAAACAGAUGAUUUCUUUUAUUAAUAGAGGGAAAUGGAAA
This is a messenger RNA of Impatiens glandulifera, 2697 nucleotides long. RefSeq names its product FHA domain-containing protein PS1. Lineage: Eukaryota; Viridiplantae; Streptophyta; Magnoliopsida; Ericales; Balsaminaceae. Gene Ontology annotation, molecular function: protein binding. The record is from RefSeq and is a predicted model, not a curated record. Gene Ontology annotation, cellular component: nuclear membrane. Bases 59 to 2455 code for a protein of 798 amino acids. The transcript has 6 exons.